CAUGAGCUCCGAUUUCCCACAUUACAACUUCAGGAUGCCUAAUAUUGGAUUCCAGAAUCUGCCUCUCAACAUAUAUAUUGUGGUUUUUGGCACUGCUAUAUUUGUCUUCAUUCUUAGUUUGCUCUUCUGUUGCUACUUGAUUAGGCUAAGACAUCAAGCACACAAAGAAUUUUAUGCCUACAAACAGGUUAUAUUAAAAGAGAAAGUAAAAGAACUAAAUUUACAUGAGCUCUGUGCGGUGUGUCUAGAAGACUUCAAGCCUCGAGAUGAGCUGGGCAUCUGUCCAUGUAAGCAUGCCUUCCACAGAAAGUGCCUUAUUAAGUGGCUGGAGGUUCGGAAAGUGUGUCCCCUGUGCAACAUGCCAGUUCUUCAGCUGGCCCAGUUACACAGUAAGCAGGACCACGGCCCUCCACAGGGGCCUCUCCCUGGGGCAGAGAACAUUGUAUAGCUCAUCACACAGCCCCCAUUGCUGGAACGAUGCCUGUGUGGAGCCAGGAGGGACACAGCAGGCUCUGUGCUGGCUGCUCCAUACCUGGAGCCCCAGGAGCCACUUUCUUUGCCUCGUGAAGAACUCCUGGGCCAGCCAAGCUGGGAACCUAAGCAUCUGGGUCUCGUGACAACCAAAGCACUCUGACACUACCCCCUGCCAAGAGAAGAGGAGUGGCCAAGCCUGCGGUUCAGUCCAAGAAGCUUCCUGAGAGUCUCUGCUAGUUCUAUUACACUGUCUCCCGGACACACCUCUCCAUGGCCAGAUGAAUUUUAUCAGGCAGAAGGGAAGAGACGCAUACGUGUUAGGGGAACUGAGGGCAGGUCUUUAAAGCCCCACCCCACCCAUCCGGUGGACAGAUAAGCUGCUGCGUAGACCACGCAUGCCUUUGCAGCCACAAACCCUCCAAGCCUGAGCCAAGUAAACCAGCGGGGACGUCAGCCGGAACACAGCUGGCUACCAGCAGUUGGUGAGGCAGUGCCAACCAGGCUUUUGCGUUAUGUUCCUUUGAUAAGGCCAUCUUGAAACUCGAGGGCAUUGGGUAUAACAAGCAACAGUGCCCGUCGCCACCCCUUCCCUCUUGAAUUCCCAGCACUUGCUAUCAGAUCAUCUAAGCUGAAACAUAGAUGUGCUUGGAAAGGCCUGGUCAGAAGCCAUCUCCUCUUAUCACCUCCCCCUCCUCUUCACCAGCGAGGCCAGUCAGAGGUGGGCCCUGAGCCCACACUAUCCCUGCGCAAGCCAGAGGCCCCAGCCCUGCCCACACCCUUACAAGCACCGCGUGGUUCCCGCAUGGCUGCGGGACUCAGCCCACUGCCUCAGGAGGGGCCACUGGGAGCCCCUCCGACAGCUUUUCUCAGAAUGGCUGAUCCAUAGCCUGUCCCCUUCUUCCCUCCCUCAGUUCUCUUCCCUCUCUUGCCUGAUCUCUGUUCCUACUUAAGAAAAAAUGCCAGUCCUGUGACUUUUUAACUGUUUAUCCCAAAUAAGAUCCCUGUGUAAUUCUAAAGCUGGUGAACCACUUGGGAUUGUAAAUAGUUUCAGGAAGCUCGGCAGGGCUGUCCACCCGACAGUGUGUGCCUCAGUAUUUGGACUCGCGAUAACUGAUAGUGUCUUUAUUAGGAGAGAAAUGCAUGCUGCUCUUUGACUCUUUCUGUCCAUCUUUUCUAGAAAUGACUCAGAAUCCAUUAGGAUUUGUGAAUACUGUAUAAAUUAGCUAAGUAAAGCAGCAGUGGGCAUAUCAAAGAUUCUUUUCCACAGCCCGGCCUCCACUUGCGCCAUAGUGGGGCUCGCCUCAGCUCCUCACUGACUGCCGUGCCCCCAGUCCGAGUGGGAGAAGUUUGUCAGUGGAAAUGCAGCCGCAAAGUGAUAGCAGAGGAUGGAGGGAUCUUCACUACUCUGCUCUUGGCAGGUCUCCAGGAACACUUUCUGGAAUCUAACCCCUUAGAAUAGGAGAGGGCACCUGUCCUUGGCUCAGGUGGCAGGGGUCAGAUAAGGAGGAAAAUUCCCAUUAGCCUAGGAAAGUGCUGGGCAGAAUCCAGUUUGGAAAAUUACAAAUCCAGAACUGGUCAGAAUUGGCUGUUUCCUGCAUGUGACCUCUCCAUGGUGUGCCAACUGGACUGUUUCCUCCACAGGGCAGGGGAAGUGUGGAAUAUUUUCAUAUGAAAGCCUUAGCCUGUCUGGCAUCCAUGAAAAGAACUAUUUGUACACACCUACUGUCACCUUUUUUGCAUUCUCUGUAGCAUGAUAGACUCGGGUGCUGCAAAACUCCCAGUUUAUAGUGUGUGCUGUCAGUGACCAGUGUCAGAGCCAGGCUUGCUCUGGGUGACCCUCAUCAGUGACUGGCCAGCACCCAUCUUUUCUGUGGAACAGCCUUGGGACAGAUGUCACCUCUUUAUUAUGGAUCUGCAAUAGGGAAGAGAAUUUCCCCGGAAAGGAUUUCUCUAUCAUCUGUACUGCAGAGCAUUGCUCAUGGCUCCUGUAGGAUUCUAGCUUUUCAGUCACAGCCUUUUACUCCCCUGUGUGUCAGUACCAAGGAGACAGCCUUUCCAAGUCGCUGUACUUGUAAGGAGGCUCACUGUUUCAUCUCCCUGUGUCACACCUAGUUGUGGUUUGUUGAGGUGGCUAAGGAGGAGCACAGGACCAGGGGCACUAGUUGAGGUGGCUAAGGCGGAGCACAGGACCAAGGCACAGGUCUGACUUACAGAACUUAGGGAAAGCACAGGAAUGCUUUCACCCUGCACUGGGCACCAUCUUGGACCUACUCUGCCCAAUGAGGUGCUGCUAACAGGACCUUAUCAGCACUUGUGAAUAUGGAAUGCUUCUUAAAAUGCAUUCCUUCUACUAGAAUUAGGCUGGAAGCUGGAGCUGCAUGAGGAUUCUCUCUGGUCUUAGUCAUCUCCUUUUGGCUUGAUGUCCUUCUGCAGUAGGCCCAGUGUUAUUCAUGGUAGUUCUGGUGACUUAGCAAUACAACCCAAAUGUGUUUGCUUCCUUCAUCUGGUCCUCACUAGAACAUCCUGGGCAUCUGCACGGCCACAUAUACAAAUGGCAGGCCUUUUAUUUAUUUUUUUUUUUUAAGAUUUUUUUGCUAUAGGGCACAUGCACUCGCCGGAGAGACAGACAGGAAAGGAGAAAUCACCCCCUGGGAGGG
This is a messenger RNA of Tupaia belangeri chinensis (Chinese tree shrew), 3131 nucleotides long. RefSeq names its product ring finger protein 24 (gene RNF24). The transcript has 5 exons. Gene Ontology annotation, cellular component: endomembrane system. Gene Ontology annotation, molecular function: ubiquitin protein ligase activity; zinc ion binding. Gene Ontology annotation, biological process: proteasome-mediated ubiquitin-dependent protein catabolic process. NCBI's taxonomy places the organism in Eukaryota, Metazoa, Chordata, Mammalia, Scandentia, Tupaiidae. The record is from RefSeq and is a predicted model, not a curated record. The coding region runs from base 2 to 448 and encodes 148 amino acids.